This is a messenger RNA of Momordica charantia (bitter melon), 854 nucleotides long. RefSeq names its product photosystem II BY (gene PSBY). The record is from RefSeq and is a predicted model, not a curated record. Gene Ontology annotation, molecular function: manganese ion binding. Gene Ontology annotation, cellular component: membrane; chloroplast thylakoid; photosystem II. Lineage: Eukaryota; Viridiplantae; Streptophyta; Magnoliopsida; Cucurbitales; Cucurbitaceae. Gene Ontology annotation, biological process: photosynthesis; cell redox homeostasis.
UGGUUGGCAUUUCCUUGACUUGGCUUCACCUCUGUUCUUCCAUCUUCUCAUCUCAUUACACCUAAAUUUGCCAAAACCCAACCUUUCCCUCUUCAUUCUGCAUCUCCCCUACCUGCCAAAGGCCAUCAACAGAAACAAGCAAGUCAACUUCAAUGGCAGCCACCAUGGCUACAAUGGCAGUGCUCAGUGUCAAGUGCACAAGCAUCAACUCCAGCAAAAACCACACCACCCCAAAGCCUAUCACCAACCCCAUCUCUCUCCUCUCUCUUCAGAACCUUCCUAAAGAACUAAUCUCGUCAAAAGCUAGUCAAAAUCCCAACUUAUCAACUUUCCUCUCCAGCACAGCCAUUGCUGGAGCUGUCUUCUCAGCCUUCAGCUCAUCGGAUCCUGCCUUUGCAGCCCAGCAAAUUGCGGAGAUUGCUGCCGAAGGCGACAACCGCGGCUUAGCCCUUUUGCUACCCCUUAUCCCGGCCAUAGCAUGGGUUUUGUUCAACAUACUACAGCCAGCACUCAACCAGAUCAACAGAAUGCGCAGUGACAAGGGUGUGAUAAUUGGGUUGGGAUUAGGGGGGCUGGCUGCAUCAGAGUUUAUGUACGCACCUGAUGCUUCUGCCGCUGAGAUCGCCAUGAUCGCUGAUGCUUCCUCAAGUGAUGCCAGGGGGCAGCUUCUGCUGUUUGUCAUAUCACCCGCCAUUCUUUGGGUGCUGUACAACAUUCUCCAGCCAGCUUUAAAUCAACUCAACAGGAUGAGGUCCGAGUGACUCCAAUUUUUAAAGUGUGAUGGCAAACGAAUCACCUGUAAUUGCAGUUUAUGUUAAUGAAUCUAUUUAAAAUAACGACCAUUGUUUCUCCUA